AUGGCCUUCCUCGGCUCCUGUCUUGUGCUUCUUCUUCCGCCCUUUCUCUUCUUCAUUCUCAAAUCUCUGUAUACGCUCGUAUGGGUACCGGAGAAGAUCCGCCGUCACUACCGUAGGCAGGGCAUCGGAGGACCUCCCCCCCGCCACCUGAUCUUCGGGAACUCCGGCGAAAUCCGCGACAUGAUCGCCCGCGCUCAGUCACGGCCUAUCCUCGAUCGCCUCGACCAUGACAUCACUCGGCGGGUUCUCCCGCACUACCAUGAAUGGUCCGCCGCCUAUGGCAAGACCUUCCUUUUCUGGUUCGGGUCCUUGCCGCGGCUCGCCGUCGCCGACCCGGCAAUCGUCCGGGAGCUCGUGCGCGAUUCCGGCGGGGGGUUGGACAAGGUGGAGUUCAACCCCCAGUCGAAGCAGCUGUUCGGGGAGGGCCUGGUGGGGCUGAAGGGGAAGAAGUGGGCGCUCCACCGCCGGAUCAUCAACCCCACCUUCAACAUGGAGAGGGUGAAGGUCGGUCCUCCAAUCAUCUCCUCCACCGUCGUGAUUGUUGAUCAGUGUUUCCCAAUUUAUCUGCACUAAUUCGAGAUCUCCGUGCAUAAUAAAUAGAGUUGGGUUCCUGAAAUCGCGACCUGCGCCUCAAAGAUGCUUGACAAUUGGGAGAGGAUGGGAGCCAACGGCGGCGAUUUUGAAGUAGAAGUGGGGAAAGAGCUCCAACAAUUCGCUGCAGAUGUCAUCUCUCGCGUGGCAUUCGGGAGCAGCUACAAAGAGGGGAGCCGUAUCUUCCAACUGCAAGAGGAGCAAGCACUCCUCGUCUAUCUGGCCACGGAGAGCGUUUACAUCCCAGGCUUUAGGUACAGAUUCAUCUUCUUGACAGUUCCUCAUGUUAGAUUAGAUCUCAAUGUGGACCUAGAUAUAUAUGAAUCGUAUGUUAUGUGAUUAUCACUAACUUUAAUCAUUAUUAAAGUAAUUAAUUGGACGACCUGUUCCUGCGACUAAUUCCAUCUGCUGGACGCCGGCCCUGAGGAAGAACACCUGCUCAUCUCCACCCUCUCUCUCUUCUCUGCUCGUCAGCUACAUCCCCACACGGAGAAACCGGCGGCGGCAGAAGAUCGACACGGAGAUAAGGGAGUCCUUACGAAGGCUAAUCCGCAGCAGAGGCGGCGCAGGAGAAACCUCCAAUAAUCUUCUGGGCCUGCUGAUGUCUUCUAACAUGCGAAGAGCUGAGGAGGAUCAAAUGGGGAUCGAGGAAAUCAUAGACGAAUGCAAGACGUUCUACUUCGCCGGAAAGGACACCACGGGCAACCUUUUGACAUGGGCGCUGCUGCUGCUCGGCCUGCACCAGGAAUGGCAGACCAAGACCCGGAAGGAAGUCAAGAAUCUCUGCGGCGAGGAUAAUCCCCCAACCGCUGAGGACAUCCCCAAGCUCAAAACAGUGAGCUUCUUCUUUCAAUCUCCCUAGGGUUUGGUUUCCACUUGCAGCCCCUGAACCGGCAUCUUCGUCUGUGUGAGGAACAGAUUGGCCUGGUACUGAACGAAACCCUCCGUCUCUACUCUCCCGCCCCUGCCAUGAGGAAGCUGGCCACCAAGAACGUGAAGCUGGGGGCGCUCGAGGUCGCCGCCGGCACCGAGGUCUUCAUCCCCAUUGGCGCCGUCAACAGGGAUAUGGAGCUGUGGGGGGACGACGCCUGCCGAUUCGAUCCGCUGCGGUUCUCCGACGGCCGUCGGCGGCCCGCCGGCGCGUACUUGCCAUUUGGGUUCGGACCGACGAUCUGCGUCGGCCAAAACCUGGCCAUAGUGGAGGCGAAGGUGGCGCUGGCCAUGAUUCUGCAGAGGUUUUCAUCCUUCUCCGUGGCGCCUUCCUACGUCCACGCCCCCAGUAAGCUCAUCACCCUGCAGCCCCAGUACGGGCUCCAGAUUAUCUUCCACAAGGCCUAG
This is a messenger RNA of Spirodela intermedia, 1929 nucleotides long. The record is from the annotation of a GenBank genome assembly. Lineage: Eukaryota; Viridiplantae; Streptophyta; Magnoliopsida; Alismatales; Araceae.